AUGGCCGACAUUGAAGUGGAGGAGAAGGCGACCUUGAUGCACAAGCUCAGGCAGUUCCUGCAGUCCAGCUACUUUGACGCGAUCAUCUCGUGCGUCCUCGUCGCCAACGUGUUGUUUCUGGCCGUCCAGCUUCAGAUGGAAGGAUCGCGGAUCGGCUACGAUAUUGACUACUACCCGGCGAAGAACCCAAACGAUAGCAGCUGGCCAAGCAUCCUCGAGGCCCUGCAGUUCGUUGAGCACAUCUUCACAAUUAUCUUCUCCUUGGAUGUGUUCGUUCGCAUUAUUUGCCUGAAGUGCUCCUUCUGGAAGAGCGCGAUGAACUGGAUUGAUUUCAUUGUGGUGACGCUGACGAUCGGCACCCUGGUGCUGGACACGUCCUCACUGCCUUUGGACCCGAUCUUUCUGAGACUGCUGCGACUCGGAAAGUUGGCACGCGCCUUUCGCAUGAUCAUCCUCUCAGGCAAGCUGGAGUCCUUUGGUCUCCUGCUGAAGUGCGUGGUGGCCAGCGUGACCAUGCUCGGGUACGCCACGGGCGUGCUCAUCUUCGUGCAGUGCGUCUGCGGCAUGAUCAUCAGCACCCUCGUCUCGCGGUACUUGGAAGACCCCGCCAUCGACAAGGAGGCACGGAGGUAUGUCUUCCAGUACUGGGGCACCUUCACCCGGACUUUCUUGACCAUGUUCGAGGUUCUCUUCGCUAACUGGGCUCCAGCCUGUCGAUCUUUGACGGACUACGUGAGCGAAUGGUUCACCGUGGUCUUUGUGGGCUACAGGCAACCGAGCUUUGCUACAUAUUAA
Symbiodinium natans is the source of this 795-nucleotide messenger RNA. The record is from the annotation of a GenBank genome assembly. Lineage: Eukaryota; Dinophyceae; Suessiales; Symbiodiniaceae.